GGCGAGCAAAAAACCUCCCUCCUUUUCGCCGACCGCCUACGUGUUUGCUUCUCUCAAAAGCCCUGUCCGUAAAGAUUGCCUCCUUGCUGAUUGGUUGGGCCUUUUUUCAAUCAUCCAAAGAAAGAAAAGAGGUUAAGUUGUCACACGGAAGGGAAAAGGGGUUGAUUUUUAUGGAGGGAUGUGAAUCGUCGGGGGAAAAGAUAAAACAAGAAACAUUUUUGCAAAUAUGUCACUUGACUUUGACAGUGCAGCUUUGCAAGUGCAACAUGAAGAUGAAGAAUAUGACCAAGAGGACUAUGCGAGGGAGCAAGAGUUGCAGCAGCUAUUGACAGACCUUCCCCAUGAUAUGCUGGAAGACAGUGGAGAUCACCUCUCCGACUAUAGUGCACCUGAGGACCAUGAACAAGCACAUGAACCCUGGGAUCAGGAUGCCACCAGAUGGAAUGAUCAUCCAGUUGCAACAAAUCCACAAAGUGACUAUGAACAGGGUCAGAAUUUGUAUGCUGAGCGCUUUCUGUAUGAUCAAGGCAACUUCCAAGGUGAAAUGCAUGGCAGUGACUGGCCUGACCAUCACAAUGAAGAUGAAGAUAAAAGCAUGUAUGAGAUCUCUGGUAGAGCCAGUGAAGAUGGGUCUGAUGAUGUGUACCUGGGAGGAGAUGGAUAUAAAGCACCUAGCCACUACCAACAAAAUAACAUUUAUCAUCUUCCAGAAAACUUUAGGCCAUACACAAAUGGCCACCAGCAAGAGUUCAAUAAGCAACACAGCAAAAUAGCAAACUUUGAUACGAAGAAGGAACACUUGAAGUGUGGCACUUCAGACGCAACUAACAACCAAUCUGUGGAGCCUUACAAAGUAGUAUAUAAGCCAUACCAGAAUAACAUCCAGCAGCCUGUUGCUAUUUCUCCAGAUGCAACAAGAAGAAAUGAAGGAUUUGAAGAGAUGCAGCAAGAAUUUCUGGGUACUGGUGAGGAUUCUUUAGACAACAUGCAGAUUCUACAACUUCAGGUUCUUAAUAAAGCAAAAGGAAGAAAACUGGAAGAACUUAACAAUCAGCUGGAAGAAAAAGCACAGCAAAUUAGGUAUCUGUCUCAUCAGCUUGCAAUUGUGAAAGAUGAAAAGGAUGGUGUGUGUCUGAGUCUCCAGGAAAGUCAGAAACUCUAUCAAAAUGGAAAAGAAAGGGAAAUUCAGCUGGAAGGCCAAAUAAAAGCACUUGAAACACAAAUUCAGACACUAGCUGCCAACGAGGAGCAGCUGGUCAAACAAUCCAAAGUAGCAGAGGUUGCGAUGGAAAGCAUGCAGCAGCAGCUCUUGGAACUUAGGCGCUCUGACACUCUUCAGCGUGCAAGAGAACAGCAUGAGGCCAUUAUUACAGCACUCAAACAGAAACAUGAAGAACAAGCCUUGUCUUUGCAGCAGAAACUGGAUGCUAGGACUGUAGCACUCCAGGAGCAGACAGAACUUUGCUGCCACCUAAGGGAGCAUGUAAAACAGCUUGAAAGAACUCUUGCGGAAAGCAAAUUAGAAAAAAAUGAAAUGAUCAAUCGGCUCUCAAGAAGUCUAGAAGAAAGCCAGAACCAGUGUGCAGAUCUGCUGCAAACCGGUUUGGUGAAGGAGACAAAUCAGCUACGCAUGCAGCUUCAGCAAGCACAGUCUGCCCAACUGAUAAGCAAUGAAAUGAAUAAGACUUUGCAGGAAGAGCUAAAGGAACUAAAAGAAGAAAUUGUUCUAUAUGAAUCAGCUGCAAAACAUGGUGUGUUUCUCAGUGACCCAGGUGGAGAAUUGAAUGUAGACAUGACUGAUUCUUAUGUAGAUUUGGGUAUUAAAAAGAAAACAAGACUUCACAGUGCUGCACUAACUAAAGAAGCAGACAGAGAAUUUUCUAAAGAUGAGAUCGUCUUACAGCUGAAGGUUGAACUAGAACAUUUACUCAACAGUAACAAAACAAAGAGGAACCGCAUUUCUCGGUUACAAAAUGAACUUGAUGAUUGCCAGAGAACAAUAGAAGACCUGAAGCAGCAGCUGGUGAAAGCAAAUGUGCAUGAGCCCAGAGGAAGAAACACAGAGAAGCCACCUGAUACCUUACAGUCUAAUAUGUCUGAAGAAAUCUUGAGACUCAAAAAGGAAAAUCAGGCUUUGCAACAAGAAACUGAGAGCCAUAAUGCACGUAUUCAGGAAUUAAUAGAAAACCAGGAACAACUGAAAAAUGCAAAUCGGGAGCUAUGUAGUCAAAUGAGACAGAUGAUUCAGGACUCUGAUCGGGAUAAGCAAGAAGCCCUUGACAGAUGUGAAAGAACCUAUCAGCAACAUUAUGAGAAUAUGAAGAAAAAGCUUUGUGAAGAGCUUGAAGAAAGGCAUGCUGCAGAAAAAGAAAAACUCAUCCAUGCUCAUGAAGCAAAGAUUGCACAGCUAAAGGCUGAUAUUGAAGAGUUGAACAAAGAGUUGGUUUCAGUGAAGGAAUAUUACAUCACUGUCUGCAGAGAGAGAGAUGAACAGGAGGCCACUCUGAAGGCAGCAUUUGAACAAGAGCAGAAAAUGAAAGAAGAGAAGCUCAAGAAAGAGUUAUUGGAAGAAAAAGAAGCAUCUUUGAACAAGCUGAGGACUGAACUAGAAGAGAUAUACAGGAAUUCCAUGGCACUAGCCAAGAGCCAAUGGAUGGAAGAAAAAGAAACUGAACUGAAGCAGCAGAUUGAGAAUGAAGUGGCAAUAAUCAAAGCUGUUUGGGAGAGAGAGCAGAAAGAGAUAAAAGACCGAGCUAUUCAGGAAGUUGAAAAAGAGUGGCAGCACAGGCUGGAUCAAGCUUUAGAAGAAACAAAGAGAACUGUAGUGGAACUCAAAGAUCAUUGCAGCCAAACAGAUGAAUCACUGGACCAAGUGAUUGCAGAGGCAGUUGAAAAGCAGACAUUCCUAUUUCAGGAGGCACUGAAAGAAAAGGAAAAGGCCUUGAGAGAGCGUGAAGCAAGACAUCAUGAGAGCAUUGCCAGUCAGGUGGAAUCAGCUCUAAUAAAAGCUCGUGCCAGGUGGCUGCAAGAACUGACUGAGCUUGAGGAGCACAAAGCUCAUCUGAAGGUAGCCAAGGAAAAAUGGGAGAAAGAAUGUGAGAUCAGCACAGCAAAACAGGUAUCCCUAGCUCUUCUGGCUGCUGAAGAGAAGUGGAAGAAGGAACUUGAAAACAGUGAUAAAGCUAGAGUAAGGACCAAAGAACUUGAAGAUAAGAUAUUUUCCCUUAAAAGGGAACUGGAACUGAAAAAAGAAGAAAUCCCUGCUAUUAUUAAAGCAGAACUGGCAAAAGCUCGGACUCAGUGGAACAAGGAAAAGCAAGAAGAGUUUCUGAGGAUACAAGACCAAAAUGAAAAAGAUUACCACUCUUUUUUACAUGAUCACAGGAAUAAAAUCAAUGAGGUGCUUGCAAAGACCAAAGAAGACUUUGCAAAGGAGAGGAAAGAACUGCUUGAUCAAAAAGAAGCAGAACUGAAGAUGUGUCUGGGUAGAAAGCAGCAAGAAUGGGCAGCUCAGGAAGCAAAAAGAUUCCAAAAUGAAAUUUGCCAGUAUGAAGACAGGAUUCUGGUUCAGGUGGAACUCCUCUUAGAUGACAUGCACAAGGAUUUGGUCAAACACACUAGUGAUGAGCAUUCUGGGCAACUCAAGUGGAAUACCAGUCCUGCCAUUCAGGUCAACUUCCAGUUCAAAGAGAAACUGACGUUGUGUCUGCAGAAAGCAUAUAGAGCCACUGUCACUGCUAUUGUGGAAAAAGCCAAACGAGAGUGGAAUGAGAAACAUGAAGACUUGGACUGUAAUUUCAAAGGUCCAGAGGACUCCUGCAUGCAAAGCAGUGAAGGAGAGACAGGGGACAAAGCAAGGCCUUUCAUGUAUGAUGUUGGGCAGCAAGUAGAACUACAAAGAAUGUUAAGAAAGCAGCCACCCUUCCAGGAAACUGAAAAGGAUAUUGAUUUAAAGUGUAAGAAAGGAAAUCUGUUGUCCCGAGAAGACAUUUGCUGUGAACAGUGUCGCCAGCAGCUUGAAAGAAAGGAAAAAGAAUGUCAGGAUUUGAAAAAGAAACUUGAUAAAGCUUGCAAACACCUCCAGCUUGCAGUAAAGGAACACAAAGCAAAGACAGAGGAAGUCCAAGAAAAUGAAAAAAUUGUAGAGACUUUAAUGGAAGAAAAUUCUGCAAUGAAGAACAAACUUGACGAUUUGAAAGCAACAGCUGCUCCCCCAAGAUCAUCGUCAGAGGGGUGUAUCUCAAAGCCUUGCACUUCCUGUGACAGAAAAGCCUUGGAAGAAAUGCGUUCUCAGUAUAUUAAAGCAGUGGGCAAAAUUAAGAGUGAUAUGCUUUGUUACAUACAUGAGAGUAAAGAGAGAGCUGCAGAAAUUAUUAAAGCAGAAGUAUUAAGAGAACGUCAGGAGACUGCCCGGAAAAUGCGCAAAUAUUACCUCAUUUGUCUUCAGCAGCUUCUGAUUGAUGAUGGAAAACAUGAUGGGGCUGAGAAGAAAAUAAUCUGUGCUGCUGGCAAACUUGCAACAAUGGCUAAAAUACUAGAAACUCCUGUUCGUAACUCAUCCCAGAGCAAAACCUUCCACUCAGCCCUAUCUCAGAAUUCCAACCUGCUCUCUGAGGUUGAGGAAGCUAAAAGAAAUCACAUUCAACAAUCUAGACCAACCCUGAUAGAAAACCAGAUUCAUGACAUAGGCAAAACAUCCAGCAACCCAGCUGCCCAGAAACAUUUACCUUGUAGUUUAAGACAACAGCUCGAUGUUGAAACUGAAUCGGCUGCAAUUUCCCAUACCCAAGUUGGCGGAAGAGUUUUUAAACAACUGGAUGAUACUUCACUUGGUGCUGUAUCAAUGGUGGCAUUCGAUGAAAGCAAGAGUGCAUACAAAGGUCAGUGCCAUUCAGUCAAUGCUACUGCAUUCCAGAAACCUCCCUCAUGUGCUUCUCAAGCAAAGCUCCAAAACAUUCAUCCAACUACCUGUACAGAGGAAGUUUCUGACUCUGGGGCAGCUUGUGUAAGAUUGAAGAACCUAAAUGAAAGACCAGUCAUGUCAGAACUUGGAUGUACCCAGUCUGCUAGGCAUCAGAAGACAUCUGAGAAAACACAAGUCUUUGACAUUCAAGAAACUCCUGUGCGGGAUGAAGGAGGCUCUUCUGAUUGGAGCUUGGUGAGCGAGACUUUACACGUGGAUAGCAGUGAUGUGCCCCUGUAUCCUGUUCGGAAAGCGCAUUCCAGUGCACCAGUAGAGCCCUGUGAACAGUUUGGCAUGGCAAAUACCUUUUCCCACUCCAGCAAAGAUAGUUCGGGUUUUUGCCUACAACCUGGUGGUCACAAAGACAAGACAACUAUCGCAAAGAGCCAAGACAUGGAUUGCAAUCAAGGCCAUCUGGCUGUGAAUCAUAGUUGUAUGCCAUGUUUGAAUGUGGACAAAUUAAGCCCUGCCGAUGCCUGUCUGAGUGGUGCAGUGUUGUAUUCAACAGUAGGAAAAAGCUAUAACCCUCUGAAUUCAAGGAAACAGAUAAGAGAUGUUAUGGCUUUUCAACAAGAUAGUGGCUUUGACAGUCCACAAAUCAACUUUGAUUAAACAUCAAGGACUCUCUGAACAUUCUCGCAAAGAGAUAAAUUUAAAAUAUUUAAAUGAAAACUAUGGAGGAAGCCUGUUGUGACAGUCUUGCAAGUGUUUUUAUUUCUUAACUUCCCUUUUUGACUGUUACAUGAACAAACCAUAAAUAUUUAUGCAGGUGUGGGAUAUGUCUUAGCUGUCUGACUUAGAUUUGUGUAUAGAUUGUCCCUGUGUGUGCGUGUGUGUUGUGUUGCAUAUGAAAUUAUCUGUUUUUAUACCUCAAGAUUAGUGUGCAGUCCAAUGCAAGCUUUUUUUAUUUAUACAGAAAUAAAACCAACACUUUGUGGUCCAUAUGCACAAUUGUCGUAGAACUUUCUUCAAAGUUGGGGGCUCCUUAUGUUUAUCUAGUACAUUUAUCUCCCUUUUUUCCAUAGAGCUCAAAGGGGUGUAGAUACGGUUCCAAGGCAGUCUUCCAGCUGGGCAGCAGCCAGACCCAAACCCACUUCGUUUCAGCAAAGCUAGCUGUAUCCUGUGCCUCCAGACCAUGCCUUAUAUAUUAAAAAUACCACAAUAUGCAUUCUUAAAUACUUCCUUUCAAAUAUGGUAUGUAAAAACAAAAAAACCCCGAAGUAUACCUGUACUGGCAAACCCCAGUGCAGAGUCACAGAAGGACAAAUGGGGUUGUCCUUCCAGAAAGGGCAAUUCUCUUCAGAGGAAUCUCUCUAUAUUGUGUAUAUUGUUGAAACUACCUUGGGAAGCAGAUACUGGAGAUCAUUAAGGACUGAGGAGAUGCCCGACGUUCUUGUGAUAGAAUUUAAUUUACACUUAUACCUAAGGUCCUACUCAU
Rhineura floridana is the source of this 6401-nucleotide messenger RNA. It is a transcript of the gene CEP152, whose product is annotated as centrosomal protein 152. The record is from RefSeq and is a predicted model, not a curated record. NCBI's taxonomy places the organism in Eukaryota, Metazoa, Chordata, Lepidosauria, Squamata, Rhineuridae. The transcript is spliced from 28 exons. Gene Ontology annotation, biological process: centriole replication. Gene Ontology annotation, cellular component: centrosome. The coding region runs from base 227 to 5575 and encodes 1782 amino acids.